This is a messenger RNA of Mycena indigotica, 1839 nucleotides long. RefSeq names its product FAD-binding FR-type domain-containing protein. Gene Ontology annotation, biological process: superoxide anion generation; defense response. Gene Ontology annotation, cellular component: NADPH oxidase complex; plasma membrane. The record is from RefSeq and is a predicted model, not a curated record. NCBI's taxonomy places the organism in Eukaryota, Fungi, Basidiomycota, Agaricomycetes, Agaricales, Mycenaceae. Gene Ontology annotation, molecular function: superoxide-generating NAD(P)H oxidase activity. The transcript has 6 exons. Bases 1 to 1839 code for a protein of 612 amino acids.
AUGCCCAAACGAUCUUCAACCCUCGAUUUCUCAGACGGGCCUUCGGCUUUGGAGGAGCACCGAGAAAAUUCUGCGAUAGCUGCCGGAGCCAGCUUUUCUUCAGCUACACGCAACAAAGCAGAGCGCUCUCGCAUUCAAGGACUUCAGACCACCUCCAAGUCGCCUGUGGAUGGUCGUCGAAGGCAUGAUCCGACACGGCCAAAGAAACUCAACGAACGAAUAAGCCUGUGGAUGAUCAAUGAGGGCCGGCAAAGAGUCUUCUUUGCUGUCUUUUUGCUGCUUCAUCUAUUGGUGGCUGCGUUGGGCGUCGUCCAUUAUGGUUGGAAGGACAAUCUGUCCAAUGCCCGCGCGACUUUUGGGGUCACAUUUACUAUUGCCCGUGCCGCAGCCCUCGUUUUGCAUGUGGAUGUUGUAUUCAUUCUGCUUCCCGUCUGCCGCAACUUCAUCACCCUUCUCCGACGCACACCGCUGGGAGACGUGAUCCCCUUCGACAAGAACAUUACCUUGCACAAGGCGACCGGCUGGUCGAUCGUAAUCGGCUCAGCGGUUCACUCGAUUGCUCAUAUUAUCAACCUAUACCACCUCACCAUGGCUGAUACGUCAGCGACUACGACUGGUGCACGGAUUGCCUUCUUCCUCUCCGCCAACUUUGUUAUUGGACCACUGAUCACUGGGUGGCUGAUGUGGAUUUGCCUGGGAGUGAUGGUUUUUUUCGCGGUCGAGAAGCGUCGAACGCGGAAAAAUGGCGGAUUCGAGAAAUUUUGGUAUACCCACCAUCUGUUUAUUCCGUUUUUCGUCCUCUGGCAGCUGCACGGCAUGUUUUGCAUGAUCAAGCCAGACCGUCCCCCGUACUGCUCUUCGAACACUAUCGGGGUUUUCUGGCGUUAUUGGAUAGUCGGUGGUGUUAUAUGGAUUUCGGAGCGUAUUCUUCGCGAGGCUCGCUCAAGACAUGUCACCUACAUCUCUAAAGUUAUCCAACACCCUUCGGACGUGAUGGAACUGCAAAUCAAAAAGGCAAAUACCUCCACCCGUGCGGGGCAAUAUAUAUUCAUCAACUGCCCCGAAAUAUCGUACUUCCAAUGGCACCCAUUCACCCUCACAAGCGCCCCAGAAGAGGAUUACAUUUCUGUUCAUAUCCGGGUCGUUGGUGAUUUCACGCGAGCAUUAGCCAAAUCUGUUGGCUGCGACUUUGAAGGUGCCAAAGGGAAGGAGAAGAGCAAAGAGCAGGAGGCUCAAGUUGUCAUGACAACCUCCAACCCACGUAUAAACCGUGUUUUGCCGCGAAUCAUGGUCGAUGGGCCGUUCGGUACCUCGUCAGAGGACUUUCUCAAUUACGAGACCGUUCUUCUUGUUGGUGCUGGAAUUGGUGUCACUCCGUUCGCCUCUAUCCUCAAAUCAAUCUGGUACCGCAUGCAAAACUUCAGCGAAGGCAAGAGAACACGUCUCUCAAAGGUCUACUUCACCUGGGUCAUUCGCGACUUCGGCACUGCCGAAUGGUUUCACUCCCUCCUCCGUGCUCUCGAGGAGCAGGAUUCGCAGAGCCGUAUUGAGAUCAACAUUUAUCUGACAGGCAGCGUUAAUGUCGAAGACAUCAACAACAUUGUCGUGCAAGAUGUUGGUGCAGAGAAAGAUGCCAUUACCUCGUUGAGGGCGCCGACGCAUUAUGGCCGUCCAAAUUGGGAUCAAGUGUUUGCGUCCCUGGGCCAGAAGCACCCCGAGUCGGACAUCGGUGUGUUUUACUGUGGCCCACAAGCACUAGCCUCGGCGCUGCGCUACCAUUGUAACAAACAUUCGGAUGCUCGUGGUGCGCGGUUUUUCUUCGGGAAAGAGAAUUUCUGA